AUGUACUUCAUGGCCUCCUUCAGACUCUCCACCGUGAACCCCAUCUUGCCCGCUCCGCCGACGGCCGCCACUCCGCGCCCCGGAACGGCAACCCCGGCGGGCGGGGCUCGGCCCGCCUUCCGCCCGCAGGAGCUAUGGAGGCGGCGGGGGAAAAGCGGGAGGGGGGCGAGGCGGCCCGUUGCCUGCAGGCGGGGAAGCCUCUCCCGGAGGAGGAGGAGGAGAAAGAGGAGGAGGUGUUACACCUGGCCAAGCGGAGGAAGGUGCUGUGCUCCGAGUUCGCCGCCAUCACCAGUAGCGACGCGGCGGUGGCGCGCAGCUUCUUGGCCGGCAGCGGUUGGCACAUGGAGUAUUGACCUCACAGCAGAUGCAGCUACUACUAGUAAUGCUGGUGUCAAUAGCGCAGACUCAAGGCAACAAGAAGAUGACAGCAGCUUCUCCCUGAUAACUUGGAACAUUGAUGGGUUGGAUCUGGGAAGUCUGAAAGAACGAGCUGGAGGAAUUUGUUCUUACCUGGCAUUAUACAGUCCAGAUGUGGUGUUUUUACAAGAGGUCAUCCUGCCACAACUCUCUCUUCUACAGGUGAGAGCAGGCAGCUACGCUAUUAUUCCAGGUGCCGUAGAUGGCUAUUUCACUGCCAUAAUGUUGAAGAAAUCAAGAGUGAAGCUACUGAAACAGGAGAUAAUACCUUUUCCAACAACUGCCAUGAUGAGGAACCUUUUGGUUGUGCAUGUGAGCAUAUCUGGUAAUGAACUUUGCCUUAUGACCUCUCAUCUGGAGAGUACUAAAAAUCACUCUAAGGAGCGUAUGAAACAACUGCAAAUAGUGUUAGACAAAAUGCAGAAGGAGUCUGAGUCCACCACUGUUAUAUUUGGAGGGGAUACAAACCUCAGGGACAACGAGGUUACUAAACUAGGUGGCUUACCUAACAACAUUCUGGAUAUCUGGGAAUUUUUGGGUAAACCUCAACACUGCCGCUAUACUUGGGACACCCACUCCAAUACCAACCUGCGUGCAGAGUACAAGUGCAAGAUGAGAUUUGACCGUGUUUACAUUCGGCCUGCAGUGGAAGGGGGACAUAUUAUUCCACGAAGCAUGGACUUAAUCGGGUUGGAAAAACUAGAAUGUGGCAGAUUCGCUAGUGAUCACUGGGGUCUUCUGUGUAAUUUUGAUGUGGUACUAUAAAAAAGAAAAAAGGCUUGCAUUGUUUGUUUUUAGGUAAUUUGUUCUUGAUUUACAGAAUUUUACCCUCUGUGUUGAAGUGGGGCAUAUUUCAGUUUUCAACCCUAAUGCAGUCUCUGCUCUUGACUUCCACUGGAAUGGCUUCAUUUCAAGCUAGGUUUCCCUUUUUAGUUUCCUGAUAAAAAUAUUUGGUUUUAAUAAUGAAUGCAAAUAUAAAAACAAAUUAUGGUUUUAAAAUGGGAGAAAGAGACUCUAAAUACAAGUCAUAAACAUAAUGGUUUAAAAGACAUUUUUAUUUUGGCAUGUAUUAUAAUCUCAUAAUAAAUGCUGCUUUUUAAUUUUAAGAA
This is a messenger RNA of Falco peregrinus (peregrine falcon), 1526 nucleotides long. It is a transcript of the gene TDP2, whose product is annotated as tyrosyl-DNA phosphodiesterase 2. Gene Ontology annotation, biological process: double-strand break repair. The record is from RefSeq and is a predicted model, not a curated record. Gene Ontology annotation, molecular function: single-stranded DNA binding; protein binding; 5'-tyrosyl-DNA phosphodiesterase activity. NCBI's taxonomy places the organism in Eukaryota, Metazoa, Chordata, Aves, Falconiformes, Falconidae. The coding region runs from base 1 to 1182 and encodes 393 amino acids. The transcript has 6 exons. Gene Ontology annotation, cellular component: PML body; cytoplasm.